Molecule: messenger RNA, 342 nt
Organism: Necator americanus (New World hookworm)
Lineage: Eukaryota; Metazoa; Nematoda; Chromadorea; Rhabditida; Ancylostomatidae
Exons: 3
Coding region: 1-342 (113 amino acids)
Source: RefSeq, a predicted model, not a curated record
AUGCGUUGCCUUGUUCUGUUCGCAGUCUGUGUCUGGAUUGCUUGUGCUGAUAUAGGUUGCAAUUGGAGUAGCUCCCUCACUCGCUCCGCUAAGGUUAAAGAGGCCCCCAAGAAUAUCGUUGCAGCUGUGGAGGAGUUUCUUAAAAAAAAGCUUCCCGAAGACGGCAUACUUACCUGGAUAAAGGCCUUCGGAGAAGAUGGAAAGAUGUACACUUAUGCGGUAACAGGAGGGGUGUGGAAACUUCCUAAAUUGGACAGAGUGGCGUUCGAUGGUCAUAAGGAACUGAAACAAGCUAGAACUUUCGAGGUCGAUGAAGUGUUACCUAACCUUCGAAAUUGCUAA